AUGGGCGACGAGUACGCGCGUUCCCCGUGCGAACGGUUCCCGGCGGGCGGCGCGUUCAGCGUGGCUCCACCGGAGAGGCUCAGCCCGCCGCCGCCCGCGCCGUUGCCGGACCGGUUUUCGGCGUCGCCGCGGCGGGUGCGCCGGAGUGCGGAAGCGGAGCGGGCACGGAGGCCCCGGUACGUGCCUCCGGCGGCCCACGUGCCCGUCGAGCGCUACGUGCCCCGGCCGCCAGCCCCAGUGCGGGCACCGCCGCCGGUGUAUUGUGGGUUAGCGUGUCGGGCACCGCCGCCUGCCAGCCGCAAGUGCUGUGGGCCGGCGUGUCGCGAAGAUUUGGGAAACUCGCCGCCACCGCGAUAUGUGGAGUACGUAGGAGCAGCGGCGGCGCGGCGGUUGGCCUGUACGCCGCCGCCGCCACCACCGCCUGCGCUACAGCUCUGUGAUCCACAGGAGCCUCCUUGUUGUGCACAAGCGAGGAGAAGAAAUCAAGCACACGACUGGUGA
Molecule: messenger RNA, 501 nt
Organism: Pieris macdunnoughi
Lineage: Eukaryota; Metazoa; Arthropoda; Insecta; Lepidoptera; Pieridae
Source: the annotation of a GenBank genome assembly